UCCGUUUUUAGAAUGUUCAAUCAAUCUCUGUCGAAGCAGGCCGAGCAGAUGAACUGACAAAACUGCACUAAAAAUCCAUAAAACACGUCAAACUCACGUCGGAGCUCCGCAGAAACCAACUUCAUAAAACAAAAUGGUUGCCUGUUUCAGUGAAGACAAAAACGUUAAAGUUCCAAAUUUCAGUGAUUUCCGCAAGUCGUUUCUCUACACUCCGUGCAACUGCCCCUUGGUGGAUUGCGAAUUCUCCGGGCAACAACGGAAGGUAUCCACCACACGAAAGUACCAAACAUCCCGUCGCAUCCGAAAACUUGCGAAGCCAAAAUGCCGUGGAGCCAAAUUCUACCAACGACCGGUAUCGCAGUACGGACGAACGAUUCAGAUGAUACGUGCCUAUCAGGAGCCUCACGCAUCGACCCGGAUUCAACAGUUGGCUCUGCCGAAAGUACGCAAACUGAUUGCUGCGCGCGAUGCGUAUCGCCGGUUUAUCAAUCGAUGUUGGUACGACAGGUUCGGGAAGCGCAUCAAACGGAGCAUGUUCACGGUUUACAGCCGGUUGGCAAAUGUCCAUCUUCCGUCGACAGAAUCUAAACUGAUUAAAAUGACUCCCGAACAAUGGAAACAGCAUCAACAAUGGUUAUCAAAAAAUGCACAACCAAAACCACUCAAGAAGCCUGAAACUAAAUCCCGCAAACGUAUGCCUCUUAUCCAGCUAUUAGACCGAGUGAUGGAUCUUUCCACGCCCCGUUGGAAGUGUAAUAAGUACGAUGGUCCAGCAAAAUUUAGGGCAGUGCUACCAGGUGCGCUAAAGGCAACUGCGAGCGAUCGUGUUAAAGCGCUUUGCCAACCAAAAGAACGACAUCGGCGAGCCAAAGGCCCCUAUAAGGAAGACUUGUCGAUUCCGAAGGGUGCGCUUGAAGCUGUUGCAACACAACGAGUGCUGGAUCUUGCGCAGCCGAAAAUCUAUCGGAAUGUGAAAAACGAGUACCGCGAGAACCCGUUCAUGGUGGACCCUCGAGCACUCAAGGCAAAAGCAAGCGACCGUAUACUGGAGUUGGCUAAACCGAAGAAGGUGAAAAAAUAGAACACCAUUUUUAUGAUUACUUGUUUAGCUUUAUUUCAUAAAACGAAUUCAACGGUAACAUCCUAGAAGAGAACAAUGGGAUUCGAUGGAAAUAAAUGGAUUUAGAUGAUUUGGUUAUUCGAAUGAUGA
Molecule: messenger RNA, 1210 nt
Organism: Aedes albopictus (Asian tiger mosquito)
Lineage: Eukaryota; Metazoa; Arthropoda; Insecta; Diptera; Culicidae
Gene: Theg
Product: sperm microtubule associated protein 2
Exons: 3
Coding region: 134-1081 (315 amino acids)
Source: RefSeq, a predicted model, not a curated record